AUGUUUCUUUCUUCUCCACCUUCAUCUUCUAGUCAAAAUUUAAAGUGUGAAAAAAGUCCUAUACGUUACAUAAAGUUCAGUUCCUUGGCCAUUUUACCGCAAAAAGGAAGUUAUGGAGCAGCUGGAUUCGAUCUUUUCUCUGCUGAGUGUAUGACGAUUCCACCUGGACAAAGACGUUUAGUUUCAACAGACAUUGGCAUUGAUUUCACCACGAAUUUAGACUAUUUUGGACGUUUAGCUGCACGAUCGAACUUAGCCAUACUAGGGAUCGACGUUGGUGCUGGUAUAAUCGAUUCGGAUUAUCAAGGUAUUAUUAAAGUCUUGAUUAUUAAUAACUCUGCUUUGCCUUUUACAAUUAAGUUAGCAGAUCGUUUUGCGCAAAUUAUAUUUUGUAAAAUAUGGCCGUGUCUGGGAUUGAAAGAAUACGACAAAAGCUAUGACGAACUCAACACCAUUUUCCCUAUUGAACUCGAAAAUGAUACCGACGAAAAAAGCAUCUUGGUAUCACGAAAGGCUAGAUACAUUAAGCUACCUGAGUUGGCUAGUAAAAACGCUGCUUCUUAUAAUCUUUUCGCACCAAAAGAUAUAAUUUUAGAACCUUCAAUUCGUACUAUAGUUUGGACUGGAAUAAGCUUUGACUUUAGACCAAAUGCUUAUGGAUUUAUCACAGGAAGACGAUCGUUUACAAUUGAUGGAAUUGAUACGUCAGAAAAUGUUGUGGAAAAUAGUUUAUUCAAAGAGCUGAAAUUACAUCUGACUAACACGACUAAGACGCCUGUUUUGAUAAGUGCUGGUGAGAGGAUAGCUAGAGUCACAUUUUGCGAAGUAUAUAAUGCUUAUGAGCUUUCUUCUUGUGAUCUAUUUUUGCUGAAAACUGGAAGAGGAACCGCAGGAUUUGGUUCAACUGGAAUAAAUUAA
Panonychus citri (citrus red mite) is the source of this 918-nucleotide messenger RNA. RefSeq lists its product as uncharacterized. The record is from RefSeq and is a predicted model, not a curated record. The coding region runs from base 1 to 918 and encodes 305 amino acids. The transcript has a single exon. Gene Ontology annotation, biological process: dUMP biosynthetic process; dUTP catabolic process. Gene Ontology annotation, molecular function: magnesium ion binding; dUTP diphosphatase activity. NCBI's taxonomy places the organism in Eukaryota, Metazoa, Arthropoda, Arachnida, Trombidiformes, Tetranychidae.